ACGAAGGAAGCGCCCGAACCAAGAUGGCGGCGAGCAAUCACCCGCGAACAAGGAAGAUAUAAAUGGCCGUCAUUCCAAGCAGAGGGAGGAGGAGUCAAAGGCAGCGCGGAGUGCGGGUGACAGCAGCGACGCCCACGGAGGGCCAGACGCCAUGGCACUCGGGUCGCUGAAGGGUGCCACGCUCAAGGAAACCCUCUGCCGAACCUUGCAACAAUGCAGUGAAGUUUGUGGAUUGCGUCAUGGCCCGUCUCCGUUUUCUUUCAACGCCUUCGCCCGUUUUCUUCACCGGCCGUGCGAUCCGGCAUCACUCGCAGCUACUCGGAUCAUGUUUGGGGUGUUAAUGGCUCUGGAUGUACUGCAAGAGCGCGGCAUGAGUGUGGCGGAUGUUAAGUGGGGGGACUCAAGUAAAUGUCGCUUUCCCUUGCUGGAGGUGUUGCAUCCUCUGCCGCUGCCAUAUAUGGUUGUCUUGUACGCCGUCAUGUUUAUUUGCUCUGUCAUGAUGGCUCUCGGCCUCCUGUGGCGCGCCUCCUGUAGCGUCUUCGUGGCCUCGUACUGGUACCUGUUCCUCCUGGACAAAUCCUCCUGGAACAACCACUCCUAUCUGUACGGUCUCCUGUCGUUCAUUCUGCUGCUGUCUGAUCCUCACCGCUGCUGGUCCUUAGACGGAAUGACGAAGCCAGGCAUCCGAAACAGCCACGUCCCCUUCUGGAGCUACGCGGUACUUCGAACUCAGGUCUUCCUCCUCUAUUUCUUGGCUGGGAUUAAGAAGCUCGACCCUGAUUGGCUGUUGGGAUAUUCGAUGCAGAACCUCUCCGAACAUUGGGUCUUUUCGGUGUUCAGACCGAUCCUGAGCAACAACGCCAUUGACUACUUCAUAAUACAUUUGGGGGGAUUCACGCUGGACCUCACCAUCGGCCUCUUGCUCCUGUGCGACUCCACGAGAAAACCUGCUCUUUUCUUCGGCUCUGCUUUCCACCUCAUGAAUUCACAGAUUUUCUCUAUAGGUAUGUUUCCUUGGGUAUGCAUAGCGACUCUGCCGAUCUUCUGCAACCUGUCCUGGCCGCGACCUCUUCUCUCGUCGUUUCAGAAAUUCCUUCUUCCUCUCAGAACCCUCCACGACAGGUUUAUAGCAUCCAGACAGAGUAGUGACGAGGGGCCUUCAACGGACGACGACGCAACGACUUACAGCUGGUCGUCCAUCUCUCGACAGGAAAAGAUCAGACUCUACACCUCCCAGAAACUGAACGGGGCGCCUCCUCCUCAUCACUGGAGGGAAGGGAAGUCCGUCUCAGCGAAAGGAACAAGUGUCGUGAGUAAUAUUAGGGAGCAAACGACAUCUGUAACCGGUACAGAGGGGUCGAAUGUUGGAGAGGUGGAGCAGGUGGAUAAACAGACAACGAAGGUAGAAGAGAAGAAUUCGGGAGGAAGAGAAAUGAAGAUAAAGGAAGAACAAGAAGACAUGCUCAGAACUCUCCAAAGAAAUCGGACAUGUGUUUAUUCAGACGAUGACCAAGAAGUAACUGUGAGACAAAAGGUGACGAGCGUGUUAAUUGUGGCUUACCUGUGUCUUCAGCUGUUUCUGCCCUUCUCUCAUUUCAUCACCAAGGGAUACAAUACCUGGACUGAAGGCCCAUAUGGCUACAGCUGGGACAUGAUGGUACACUCCUGGGACACUCUCCACGUCAAGAUCACAGUAGUCAAGCUGGACACCGGAAAGAAGUUCUAUAUUGAUCCUAAUGUGUACGUCAACAACGGGCGAUGGACCAGUCACGUGGACAUGGCGGUACAGUACGGGCGUUGCAUAGAGAGCCGACUUCGUGACCACGGUUACGACAACAUUUCUCUCCAUUUCGACGUCUGGAGGUCACUGAAUAGGAGGUUCCAGCAGCGGGUUUACGAUCCUAGUGUGGAUAUUCUUACAGCUCCUUGGUCACCGUGGGAAAAGACUCCGUGGGUGUUGCCCGUGCUCGUCGAGCUAAGUCAGUGGCGUGAUAAGCUGAGAGAACUUCAGGAAGGGCAAACCUCACCUUAUUCAGACAGGAUAUUUGUAGCAGAUUUUCCCGGCAUGAUGCUGGAAAACUUUCUUAGUGAAGAUCUUUCCAACGUUACGAUAGAGGUUCUCCACGGGGAGGUGAGAGUUCUUGUGCCAGUCGUGGAAGGUGGGCCCGCCACUGUUGACCACGAGGAGGGCGAGAAAGAGGCGGAGGAGGAGCUGACACAGAAUGAAACCUGGAAAGUGGUACACCUAGAUAACACGGUAGAAAUCGCGAAUGACAGCUGCCACUCGCAGAAAGGCGAAGAAAAUGUCCUCGCUUAUGGAGGCUGUUUCCCCAAGGAUUCGGACGAAGACAAAGAUUUGAAAGUUCGAUCCGUGGUUCUCCGCGCGGGCGAAUCAAUGGCCCUGCCCAGCGGCACUUUUCACUCUGUCAUCACCACUUCGGCGACGCCUUCCUCGUACAUGUAUAACUUCGUGAAUACAACCAUACAAAAGCAAAUCACCGGUAACACUAACAACGAACGCUCAGGUACCCCUAAACCUACAAACAUGUGUAGUAAUCACAUCACCGAGAAUUAUUUCACACGUACUAGCAAGAAAGCCACGUUGGCAUCGGAAUCGAAAGACUGUAAAACCAAACUGGACGAAACGAAGCCAUCAACCCACACACCCGAUGGAGACAAGAACGUGCAGUCUUACCAGCACGAGUCAGGGGCGAGCGGGAUGCCCUGUGGCGUGCCGACAGUCUGGGACCUCGUGAAGUUUGUGAGGCUGAAGCUUGCCGCUUUCUACAGGAGUGUCAGGCUGCUGCGAGACGCCUGCAGGUAUAUUGUUGCGGGAAUCCCCAUGGAUAUUGCAAGGUAAUA
Penaeus chinensis is the source of this 2862-nucleotide messenger RNA. Its product is annotated as vitamin K-dependent gamma-carboxylase-like. Bases 152 to 2860 code for a protein of 902 amino acids. The record is from RefSeq and is a predicted model, not a curated record. Gene Ontology annotation, molecular function: vitamin binding; gamma-glutamyl carboxylase activity. Gene Ontology annotation, biological process: peptidyl-glutamic acid carboxylation. Lineage: Eukaryota; Metazoa; Arthropoda; Malacostraca; Decapoda; Penaeidae. The transcript is spliced from 12 exons.